AUGAAGACGAUGUCUAUUGAUCUCGAGCCUGAACAUAUUCUCGUUGCUAGUUUCUGUCCCGGAUGGGUUCAGACGGAUAUGGGCGGAGCAGGUGCUUCUAUCACGGUUGAAGAAUCGGCAUCAGCUCUGGUUUCUUCGUUCGCCAAGUUAAACAAGGAGCAUAACGGUGGCUACUUCAGAAGAACUCUCGAGCCAAUCCCAUAUUGA
Messenger RNA from Cooperia oncophora, 207 nucleotides. Lineage: Eukaryota; Metazoa; Nematoda; Chromadorea; Rhabditida; Trichostrongylidae. The record is from the annotation of a GenBank genome assembly.